AUGCACCGGGACGGACAGGCUGCCGGUCUCGGGCUUGAGACUUCCUCCGGGCCUGUGACGAGGGGGCCUUUCGCCCCGCGGAGCCGGGUGCAGGUGCUGGGCGGCUCCAACUGGAGCCUGGUGUUGCAGGGCCAGUGGAUGUUGGAGUUCUAUGCUCCUUGGUGUGCAGCUUGUCAGCAGAUUGAAUUGACAUGGGAGAGUUUUGCAAAGGAAAGCGAACAUCUGGGUAUCACUGUGGGAAAGGUGGAUGUCACUCAAGAACCAGGUUUGAGUGGUCGUUUCUUUGUCACAACACUUCCUACGAUUUACCAUGCAAACGAUGGAGUAUUUCGCAGAUACCGAGGCUCACGGACAUUGGAAGAUCUUCAAGGUUAUGUUUUAGAGAGAAAAUGGAAAGCUGUGGAGCCUGUAGCAGGAUGGAGGUCUCCAUCUUCUAUAAUGAUGCAUGGUAUGGCAGGGCUAUUUCACCUCUCUGGAUGGAUCAGGCAAAUUCAUAGCUACCUCACUGUCACUCUUGGAAUUCAUGUUUGGAUUUCUUACGCAAUCUUCUUCUUAGCUACCUUAUUGAUUGGCCUGUUCCUGGGUUUGAUACUGGUUUUGAUUUCAGACUGCCUUUGCCCAUCCAAGUCAAGAUACAGAGCUGAAACACCUGAAGCAAUUACAAAGGAUAAUGUGGAGAAUGCAGCAUUAGAAGAACCGGAGGAGGCUGCAGAGCUUUCCGCAGAUGAUGCGGAAGAGACUGCAGAUGUAAAAGAUCUCUCAGAUGGAGAAGAUGCAGCAAAUUCAAGUGCUGAUGACUCAGAGGAGGAUUUAGCACUUGGAAAAGAAUCAGGGGAAGAAGAAAUGGAAGACUUAAGUGAACAGCCUUUAGCUGAUUCAGAGACUGAAAGCUCAGUAAGACAGCGUAAAAGUCAGGUGGCUGAUAAUGGACUAUAG
Molecule: messenger RNA, 936 nt
Organism: Charadrius vociferus (killdeer)
Lineage: Eukaryota; Metazoa; Chordata; Aves; Charadriiformes; Charadriidae
Gene: TMX4
Product: thioredoxin-related transmembrane protein 4
Exons: 9
Coding region: 1-936 (311 amino acids)
Source: RefSeq, a predicted model, not a curated record